CAACCUUGCACAAGAGGAGGACAACCGAAACGACGUGGAAAGCUAGAGGGAAGCACAUACCAUCAAUGAUGGACAUUCAGAAUCAGGCUCAGACGCUGACUGUGGAUCUAUCCGACGGUCUCGGACGAGCAGACGAGCGUGCAGAGCACUCUCAAAGAGAGGCAUCGAAUUCAUUGGAACCCUCAAAUUCAUCGAUGGAAAAGCCCAAAGAAUCACCAUCAUUGACG
Molecule: messenger RNA, 227 nt
Organism: Acaulospora colombiana
Lineage: Eukaryota; Fungi; Glomeromycota; Glomeromycetes; Diversisporales; Acaulosporaceae
Source: the annotation of a GenBank genome assembly